AUGGCUAUAGAAUAUCUUGACCAGGCAAUGGACCUACUCCAGAGUGAUUUUAUUGCAAAGUCUCGAUCAGUAUUGCGGGAAGCUUUUGAGUUGGUGUCAAGACUCGAUUCAAGGAACUUUAAAACGCCAUCCUACUACGACGUACAAGUAGUAGAGCGUGGUGAGGAACUUUUCUGGACUUGGGGAGGACAAAAAGGCGUGAGUUGUUCUGUUAAACAUGGUAUCAUCACUUUGGAUUCAGGUAAUGCACGUUUUUAUGCACGGCUGCUCAACGUUCUCGGAGCAUUUGCCACAGAAACGUCAGAGUUUCAGAUUGCUGAAAGAUCAUUCAGUAUUUUGAUUGAGCUCCACGGACAAUCAGAUUUAACAAGUCGUUUGCGUGGUAUGGGAGCUUCUUUUAAUAACAGAGGCUGCAUUUUAUUGAUAACAGGCGAAUACAAGCAGGCGAGCAGCGAUUUCCAGAAUUCGCAAAUACAUUUAAAUUGCUGCAAGAAUGAACAAUUCUGCGGUCCAACCAUAGACUCUAUGCUGAUUGCAGUGCAAAGUAACACAUGUCGUUUAGACAUGUCUUGUAGAUACUUUUCUAAGGCAGUGACGGAACAGAAACCACUGGUCGAAAAAUGCAAAGCAGAGGAUAAUGAGCUGCCGUUUCAAACAGCUUUUAUGGUUUUGCUAAACCAAGCAACAUUGUACACGACUCUCGCCAUGUUCGCACAAGCAGAAAAAGAGUUAAAGUUCCUUAAAACGCUCUGCGAGAAAAUGAAAAGAGAUGAGUGUGACUUGUUACUGAAUUUUGUUCGUCUCCAACUCGGCGAGGUAUUGCUACUUCGUGCCAAACAAGAUGAAGCAGAAAGAGCAUUUCCUUUUGAAGCGUUAACUUCGGCAAGCCUACAGGAACUAAUGCCAGUGUUCCAGGGACUUCACGUAAACGUCAGGAUUGAGUCAUUUGAAAAGAUGAUUGAUGUCCUUGUCCAAACCGGAAGAAUUAAAUUUGCGAGAGAGCUUCUUGAAAAGGGUUUGAAAUUUGUCAAGAAAGUUUUUGGCUUCGAUCAUUUCAACGUCGCUUCAUUGUUAUACAAGCAAGGAACGAUUUUGAGACUUACGGGUGAGUUAGCCAGUGCACUCAAGAAAUUUGCGGACGCAAAGGAGAUAUGGAGACUAAUCUUUGGCGAAAAGCACCUACUCCUCAUAAACUGCUACACGUCACUUGGUGAUAUAGCCUUUCGAUUAGACCGUGCAGGAGAAUCAAAUCUUUACUUUCAGUGUGCAAUGAAGAACGUAGAGAUCAUACACCAAGUUUCACUUCACGACCAGCUCUCCAUGAAGUACCUUGCACUGACAGGAAGCACUAAAGACAACUCACAUUGGGAAUAUCAACGGAGAGAAAUACGGGACGAAAUAGUUGAAGGUCUUGUUGCAGAGUAUGGGCUAGCGUUAGCUGUUCUGGUUCCGCAGCUAGGAUUAAGAGACAUUCAUGCCUCCCGAAAGAAAAGGCAGAAGGGAAAGCAACAAGAAGUUGGCAGAGUGGUGACAGUUCAACAUUCUGAGUCCACUUUGAUAAUUUCUCAGAAAUGCAUGCGUGACCUUUUACAAAGUGGCAAGAAGUUCCUUCAGCACGGAAUGACCAAAGAAGCCCUCGCCUUCUUUAAAGAAGCAAGCAGGUACGGUAUGACAAACAAUAUCGCUUGUCCCAAUGCAGCAUUGGUCCACAUGUACACUAUCAUCAGCCAGACAAAAUUGACAAGUACAAACACACUGAAGAUCCCUGAUUUGAAAAGUUAUUUAGAGGAAGUUAAGGCUGAAGCAGAAGCAAUUGGUAAUGAAAACAGCCAUGAAGGGCACUCAGAAGAAGAAGAAAUGUUACCGUUUGACAAUCAGAUGACUUUGAAGCUAUUGUUGAUAUUUUUUCUGUUCCUGUCCAUUCACCUACAAGCGCAUGAUACCACUUUUGCUGCGUACGAUUUUUAUGCCAGCCAAUUUCCAAAUGAAGACCAAUGUUUUUUAACUCUCGAUGGCGAACUUCAAGUUUACGCUUCCAGAAAGUCAGUAACUUGCAAUGGACAAACUGCAGUACAAGACGUAUUUGUUUCCUCAUCGAUUUUUGAAAACAAAAGCGAUUGGGUGUGCAACCUCGAUGGAAAUCCUUUAUUCAGAAGCUUAGCCUACAGAAGCAAUAAGCCAAGUUGUAAUUUGGUUGCAGCUCUCAGUUCACCUUUCCUUAUGGACAUCGAUGAUGUGAAGAAGUUGGAACAGAAGGUAUUGCAUUCCUUCCAAGAGUUUGUUCAACUCAAAUGUCUUGGUUUUGAUAGCAAUGCAACUCAGGCUGUUGUUGAUCUGACUUCCUUUUGCGAGCAGGAUAUCAUGACAUGUGGCGGCCGUAUUGAGCUCCUGCCUCUCUGCCUAUUUGAACAAGUCGGCCAGAGCAAGAUACCCAUCGGACGUGGGGCCAUUUCGGAGAUGACCCCUGGUUUGUGCGAAAGAAUAACAUGCAUGAGCUUUACCGAUAAGCAGACAACUUGCGCCAUGUUUAGCAAGAUUUCUCUUUGGUUUCUUAAGAAUUGCACUUGGGAGGACAAGUCGACCCUGAGGCCACAAGAUGAGUGUCUAGUCCUUACAUCCGUCGAUCCAGUCAGAGCUAGGGUGACCCUUUGGCAUAAGGAUUUAUCAAUCAUGCAGAAGGUUCAAGUCAUACGUAUUACUGACAGGACAACCCAGCUGGACGAAGUGAGGCAAGAAUUUAACUUCCACGAAGAUUUUUACAGCCGUUCAAGUCCUUGCUGCAAAGCUAUUGAGCAAUUCACUGAACCACUCAUAGGCACACAUGGAGUGGGAUGCAAGGUCAAUGUGGUGCGAAGGCAAUGUGCCUUCUCGGAUGGACCUCAGAAUGCCCUCGAUAAUUGCUUGGAAGCAACUGUUCUUCUCUCACAUGAUGCUCAGCAAGAAAAGGAAGAUUCUCUAUUUUACAGUGAAGAAAACGUAAGUUGCUUAACUGGCUGCCUUUUUUGUACAUAUGAGUUGAACAGCAUGGUAAAAAUAGCAUGCUGAAAAUAUUUUGGAAUAUUAACUAUCAUCAGUUAGCGGUCACAGAAGAAAAGUUGUUAUUCUGAAGAGGAGAAUAAUCGCGGCAUAACAAGACAGCAUUGUUUCAGUCAACACCCUUUUAUUAUGUGAUGGUAUCAAUAUCCUGAAUUGCGCAUAUAGAAAUGCUUGAACUAAGUAUUUUAAUACUUGGUCAGGUCUGUCAGUCAACACUCUGCCUAGAGGGCAGAAUCUCCUUAUAAUACUGGCGGUGGAGUUACACGCCCCCCCGCGUGUCUCCUUUCUUUAUUGAAUCAAAUUCUAUUUCCCCCUAUAAAUCAAUAUCACUACCCUUCGGCUUCAUAUGAGACACCUCGAACUACCUUUUCACACAUCAGUCAGUCAGCCAUGGCAACAUGCAGGUCCUAAAACCCAGUUCCAGUUUCCUCGAUAUGUUGUCGAUUAGGGUUAACUUUGUAGAUCUCUCCGAAAUAGCGGCUCAAUCUCCUAAGGAGUAGACGGUUUAUGGUUUCCUCUUCAGUUCGAUAGUUUUGCCCCGUUCAAUUGAGCAUUUUUCGCUCAAGUUCCUUUGAUACAAGUGGAAAAUAUUCUUUACUGUCUUUGCCUCAUAACACGGGGUAGAUGUAUCAAGGCUAUCCUUUCAGUAGGUCCAUACUGUGGAAAUAAUACCCCAUACUUUGCCUUGCAACUAUUGCUUUUUAUUUCUUAGGAGGAAUCUCCGAGAACAGAUGUUCAAGUAAGUACUCUGAAGUUACUGACAGAAAUCAGUAAGUUAUCCCGUGAACUCUCUGAGAACGAGAUACGACCCGAAGAUGAAAUUACAACGCACGUUGGGAAAUCAACUCUGGGUGACAUAGCCAGUCCCCCUGAUGAAGAGUCAAUGUCAUAUCCUGAACGAAGUUUGACGUCUAGUGGUGCUGCUGGGGAAACUAUGUUCAGUGAUUUUGAGCAGACGUCCUGCAGUUAUGAACGUGAUACUCAGAGUAUCGAUUCAUCAAGUUCGAGAUCUCAUCAUCCCGUGAACACAGAGAUAGAUCAACUACCAGUCAAGGAAAAAGUUUUAGAGGUUCACUCAAAGGACGAUGACGUCUCUUUAGGAAGGAAAUUAUUUGAGGAAGACAAAGAAUCAAGAAAUUCAUUUAUAACAGAAAUUCAAGGGCGCUUAAGAAAAAAGGAAAUGCGCCAGGAAAUGAACUCGAAAGGAAACCAUCUGCCUGAAAAUAUGGAGCCUAAGGACGAAUUGAGCUCAUUGUUGGAAGCUUCAGGAGAUGAAGCCAGUCAGAAUGUCUUUAGCAAAAAUAUUUUCGCAAGUUUUGGCGGAGGGAAAGAUAUGUAUGGGGAAAACGUCUCUAAAGAACAUGAAACUGUACACAUCUUUCAAAAAGAAAACACAAAUGAGGCAAAAAAUAGAGGAGGGGGUCCCUACAGCUCAAAACCUUUGAAUUACUCAGCAAGUCAGAAAGGAACGUGGGAAGAUCAGUCAAGUAACGAAAAAUCGGCUGUUCGAAUUGCUUUGCUAAGCCCUGGCGACACGGGUGCUAUCGCCAAUGAGCCUUGCGGAGUUUUAACGUCAGAUUGUGACAUGGUUUUCUAUGAUUGUCAUCAUGAAGGAAAGUGCGAACUUCAAAUGGGUCCAAGAGAAAUUAGCCAAGAUGAGAACGCGGAAAGAAGAGCGGUAGAUGGAAAUGGAGUGUUACAAAAGAAUGAAAACAUUCAAACAAACGAUAAAGACUCGACUCAAAGCAAAUGCAGCGUUGAUCUUAAUGUCAUCGCAAACAGUACUUCUAGAAAAGAAGUUUCAGUAUCUGGUUCUUUGGAGAAAAACUUUGCAUAUUUCCAUGGUGAUCAUAGUAGAUCAUUGGCAGUCACAGAGCUGGCUGUGAAGAGAGUCGAAAGCCAUGUUGAAAUUCAUGGUAAAAAAUUUCCACGAGAUUUCGGUGAUAGAAGGUAUGGCAAUGAAACGGGAAAAUUAAGUAAAAAAGACGCUAAAAAUGGUGGGAAUAAAGAAGUUUCCAUCAAAUCUGGGGAACAAAAUAGUAUCCUUCUUCCCAUAGAAAGCUGUUUAGCCUCAGGUUGUCAUUCCUCAAAUCCUUCCCCGCAAGGAAGCAAAGAUGUAAUCGAUGGUUCAAGCUCACCCAAUUCAAGCACACAAGACAGAGAAAAAGUGGAGACCAGUAGUUUUUUAGAUUCGUUCCAGAGGAAAUGUACUGAAGAGGAUAAUCAUUUUAGUAGACCUUUUUUGGAAACAACUGAAGACGUAUUUAGUGGUGGUCCAGCCUUGCCAAAUAUAGAAUAUAUUAGCAAAAAUUGUAUGCAAAACAAUUCCCGAUCUACGUUUUAUGGGGGUGACGUAAUAGCUGAUGGGUAUACACCAGAGGUCACUUCGCAACGAUCUGAACAAUGUACGGUCAAUCCUGCUUUAAAAGCUGUGGGCUCCUCCCAGCCAAAUGCCGAGGAGGAUGGAAUAAUUCUCGAAGGGGGCAGAGCAGACGGAGGCGUUGUUGGUUUAAAGAAUACCGACGAGCGGAAACAUAUCCACAAUCACUGUCCGAACAAUUCUGGAGAUCCUGAUGUAAUCGAUGGUCCUGUAGAGCAAAAGUCUUCAAAAAACACAGAUAUCAGUCACUCGCACCUUAAUCUUGGUGGCGCGAGACCAAAGCAGAGUCUCUUUGUAGCAGGAAACGGCUAUUCUCCCAGCGCCGGUCGAGUCGAUUUAACAUAUGCUUAUCCACCCGUGGAAAUCGGCGCUGGUUUAGAUCCUGAAUUUGUGGAGCGCCAUGCUGUCAACAACAGCCUGCUAACAUCUAGAUUAUACAACACCAACGUCAAUGGGGCAACGUGGGACGAUCCUGGAGAAAGCAAUACUCUGGAGCAUUACGGCACUGUAAACAGUAUGCACAGGCUAACAGCCUACGGGCCCCUAAAUAGCCACUUGUCAAAAAGCAGCUGUCGACGUUCAUCUAAAAAGAAUGUUUUCGUCGGUAGCAGUACUGUCGAGGGCUCUGUCCGUUCAAAAACUAUAAGCCAUUUUCCUUUCUCAAAGCAAGACAAAAGCUGGCAUUUUCCAUCUCCACCAGUAACUUCCGAACACUGCGUCAGACGAGGUAAUCUCCUUGCUAGCGACCACAGUGAUAGCGCGAAAUAUUUCGAUGAAGGAACUUUGCUGCAAGAUUGUGAACCACUGUUUGACGACUCAACAACACGCAGUCCUUACCAAGAAAUGCGUUCACUAGCAGACGAAUACAUGAUUGAACAGGGUACCCAAGGUGAAGCCCCCGAACAUUCAGAAAGUUGUACUGAAGAACACUCCGUUGCUGUAAGCGAAUUGAAGCAAUAUUCAAAUCAAAGAUCCCAAGAAUCUCUCCUAGAAUGUCUUCGAAUGGUCAUGUCAGCAACUGUUAAUCUCUUUGCUUCGAUCAAUGCCAGCGAAGAGCAAGUGAAACACGACAAAAACAAAGACCAGCAAACAGAAAAAUUAAGUAUACAAGAAGAAGCAGUGGGUCAGAACUGUGAUCGUACAGGAACUGACGCCGAAGAAUAUUUAGGAGAACAAGCAGCCUCUCUCCCGAGGAAUGAGCGCACCACGGACACCGAGGAAGAAGACCAUACCUCGCCAGUGCAAGAAAGCCCGCGUCCUGCAUGCGGUCAUUAUCAACGGCGAUGCCUUGUCCGUUUUCCAUGUUGCGGGCGUUUCUAUCCCUGUCACAGAUGUCACAAUGAGUCGGCCGCAUGCACUGAUGACCAAGCAAGGGCCAUAAACGCUACACAUAUCAGAUGUACCGUCUGUUACCACGAACAAGUGGUAAGAUCAUGAAAUAUCUAGUUUUCAGAUUAAGAUAACGUGACAGGUUCCGGAGAUUUAUUAAUUGUACUCGACUGUACUCAAGUCAGAUCACAUAUAAACAGGAGUAAAGAAACGCGAGACAGUCCCUAGGUGUCCGUUUUAGCCAGAUCUCUGUCUUAUGGAGUCUUAAGGAGAGUUGACUCGACCCUUAGCUUCAAUCGUUUACUUUUUGUACCUGAUCAUUGUUCGACUAUGUCGCUAGAUUCACCGCGUCGAGAAUUUCGUAGUUAAAAUAUUUGAUGUCUAUAGAACACGAUUAAGUCCAUACUUCAAGUUUUUUUUACCUUUUUGUGAUGUUGUAAAUAUUGUCCCUUUCAAAACAUAGCCAGUGCAUGUUAUUAUUCUGACAAACGUUCUCAUAUUCAAAAACUUUAGAUCGAUGAAGGAAGUCAAAAGUGCCGUGGCUGUAACUUAAAACUGGCGGAUUAUUUCUGCGCAAUCUGUAAACAUUUUACCUCACUCGACAAGAAUCCAUUCCAUUGUGACAAGUGUGGCAUCUGUAGGUACGCGAAGGUGGUAUAUAGUAGCGUAGGAAAAAAUAAUAACUUGAUCUCGUUCGUGCUUAUUGACCAGCGCAGACCACAAGCGGUUUCCAAUAUCGAUACGGUAUUCCCCAAUAUUUGCUCUAGAUCGGAAUUAUGGCGACAUCAAACGAGAAUCGCCUUUAAAAUUUAGCCAAGAUGUCGAUUUAAAAAAACAAUUGAAUGAAAUCGGAAGAGCGAAACCUGUAAAGGGCAAAUCCAAAUAUUUUUUGACGUCAUAAAGUCGCUGAUGAUAUCAGUCUGCUAACAUUGACUUAUGUCUAAUGCUUUUACACUGGUACACAUAUGAAGUGUAAAGACUACAUCCUUUUAUCUGCUCCAAAUGUAACGUGGAGAGAACACGUAAUCGCCAAAGAAAGGGGCUUUGAAGGUCUUUUUGGGUUGAGGUCAUCCAUGCACUCGAAAAAUGAGAGCAAUAUACAAUCUCUACCGUUGCGAAGUAAGGGGUGACGAACAAGUAGUAAUAGUUGGGAAUUUUUAAGUCCGCCUUCCAAAAACAACCCCAUUUUUAUUAUCUCUGUACUACCAGGCGACAUCUUUGGAUUGAUAUCCUCACUUCCCGUGUACCUAAAACUUUGUCUUGGUCGGUUGAGGCAUUUCAACAAGGUCUAGUUUGUGUUCACAAGAGAUAGAAAGUGCGACUCAGCGGUAGUUGGGGGAAUCCUUAUUCCAUCUUCAAACUAACAACUCAAUGCCCCUUCCGUGGUGGUACCAGACUCUGCAACAGACGGGAUAAAAUUUAAAAAAAAAAGCAAACAAAAUCUCCUUUUUUAUUUCUUUAUGGUGCUUCUUCGUGCUGUUUGGUACAUUCGGCAACUUACCUUUCAUUAUAAUACCAGGUUUUUCAUUCAUUAAAACAAUUUAUUUUCUAACGGCACAGAAUCCAUCGUGACAAGUCUUUCCACUGUAACGUGUGCAACGUUUGCUUGGACAAAAGACUUCAAGGGAAACACAAAUGCCGACCAGACUCCGGCCAUGAUGAAUGCUGCAUUUGCCUGGAGGUAACAAAAAAAUUGUAGUUACUUAACGUAAACCUGGGUAUUCCAAAUUGACUUUAUAGCUUUUGUUUUAAAAGUUGCUAGUUUCUCUUAGCAAUUUUCCCAACGUGGUCCUGUUUUGUCCAGUUAUUUAGGCAGAUUUCUCGAUCCACUGAUUGUCUCUGCUUGUACCAGGGCAAUGGUGUAGGAUAUGAUUUAAUAUGAGAAUGAAAGAAGGAAAAAAAGCAAAGAAGGAGAUGUCUGGCAAUGAUGGAGUUCACUAAAAACGCUUUAACACAAGAUGUGCAUGGCUAUUUGUGUCUUUAAUUAGGUGGAAAAAAAAUAAACAAGUUAAAGUCAGGGUUUAACAAUUUAUUUCUUCCAUUACGAAUACGACAACGUUAGUUAGGUAUAAUUCGAAAAAAAUGCAAAACGCUCGGAUAGUUACCUCCUUAUAUACUCUCGGCACUAAGUACAAUUACACUUCUUAUUAAAUGUUAAUUAUGUUUACUCGUACAUCAACAGUGAACAACUUUUGUUUCCUUUUAAUGACAGGAUGCUUUCAGUGGCUGUCAGAUUCUCCCUUGCUCCCAUAAAGUGCACAAGGACUGUGCUAUAGCUAUGAUUCAAAACGGAAUGUGAGUAAAAAUAAAACAUAUGGAAUUUUCAAUUCCAGCUUCAAUUUUCGAGAUCUCAAAGAAAACUACCAAUGAAUGAAACGUGUAAGAUUAGUAUUUUAGACUCCCAGUAUAGCUUAUUUUGAGCUCGAAGCACAUUUUGGAAACAUUUACUAGUCUAAGCAUUCUAAGAAACAUACUUCCAUGAAAUAUCGAUCGAUCAGAAUGCAAUGAGUAGCACAGUGAAAAGAAUGAUUUCCAAAAUCUUACCCGCUCGUUCUGCUUGUUUUUUGCUCCCCCACCAAGACCUCGAUUCCAUAGUUUCUCCCGAUGGACGUCUUUUGUUUUUUGUUAAUUCCCCAUUCUAGAAACUAUACGGGGAAUAGGUAAAAACAUUCGGCACACGCAACGAUUUCUGGGAUUGUUUGGGUGGACAAAAGUUACUCAAUUACCAUUGGUUAAUGGCUGCCUUGCAUACCAUCGACCAAUCGUAACUAAGGCCUGUCCACCCAAACGACCCUAGAACUCUGAAUAUACCGAAAUCUUGUACUUACCCUCCCUAGAGAGUCUGAAGGCUCUUUUUCGUUCUUAUUGAUAUCUUUUGUUUGUUGCAGACGCACCUGCCCAAUAUGUCGCCAUCCGCUGUUCCAGCAGUCAGAGGGUUCAGAACAGUAA
Messenger RNA from Porites evermanni, 9694 nucleotides. The record is from the annotation of a GenBank genome assembly. Lineage: Eukaryota; Metazoa; Cnidaria; Anthozoa; Scleractinia; Poritidae.